UGUUUGGGGGAAAUGGGCGGGGCUUUAAAUUGGCGAGUGCGUUUCCUCGCUUUCAUUAAAAAAGAAAACUGUGGUUGGAUUUUAACUCAUAAAACGUAAACUAUAGACAUGACGGAUCAAUUAUAUUCUGGUGUCGAUGUUUAAAAUAUGGAUUGUGAAGUGGGAGAGAACUCCUUUGAACAUGGAAGAUUGGGAACUCUCAGACGAUGGGGAAGAUUUCUUUGUGGUCCACGGAAUCUCACGUUUAAAGAUGUGCUUACAUGGCAGCUCUGCAAAACUAUUGUAAUGGGUCAAGCCCUGUCUAUGCUGAUAUGUGGGACGGCAGUUACAUGUCAGUAUUUGGCAAAUGCUGGGGUAGAGACGCCAAUGCUGCAAAGCUUCCUCAAUUACACCUUGCUGCUGCUCACCUAUACUUUAGUCUUAGCCUUCAGGAGAGGUGAAAAUAAUAUGGUUCGAAUUCUAAAAACAAAGUGGUGGAAGUAUUUUCUCAUGGCUCUUACGGAUGUUGAAGCCAAUUACACAGUUGUGAAGGCGUACCAGUACACAACCCUUACAAGUAUACAGCUGCUGGACUGCUUUGUGAUUCCGGUUCUGAUGGUGCUCUCGUGGAUCUUUUUGAAAACUCGCUAUAGACCAUUGCAUGUUAUAGCUGUGGCUGUGUGCUUGCUUGGAGUCGGUGCAAUGGUGGGAGCAGAUCUGCUGGCAGGGAGAGACCAAGGCUCAAGUAGUCAUGUGUUGUUGGGGGAUGGACUCGUGCUGGUCAGUGCUGCUCUCUACGCAGUGUCUAAUGUUUGUCAGGAAUACACAGUGAAAAACCUGAGCAGGGUGGAGUUCUUGGGCAUGAUGGGACUCUUUGGGACACUCAUCAGUGGUGUGCAGAUGGCUAUAUUUGAAUCCAAAGCUGUACCUGUUAUCAACUGGAACUUGAAAAUAUGUGUGCUCUUUGUUGCAUAUACUCUGUGCAUGUACGGGCUGUACAGUUUCAUGCCUGUAGUGGUAAAGAUGACCAGCGCCACGGCUGUGAACCUCUCACUGCUGACUGCUGACCUCUUCAGUCUCUUCUGUGGCAUGUUUCUUUUUCGCUACAAUUUCUCAGGCCUGUACAUCGUGUCUUUUGUGGUGAUCACGCUUGGUUUCAUCAUGUUCAACAUCGUCCCGACCUCCACAGCAGAUCAGUCUUAUUCCACUGAUGACAGGGCGUAUCAUCUUGCUUCAUCUGCGGAUGUCCAACAAGAUGGAGACCUUGUAGUAGACUUAGGACAGGAGAAUCAGGACAGGACAGGAUCCAGUCACAAAGCACAUUGCAACGGAUUAUGUUCCCAGAAAUAAAGCUCUACAAUGUAGAGUACAGUGUUAAAUUUUAUAGAUUUGCUUUAGAAGGGUUCCUAUUUUUAUGCUGAAGUCAGGGUUUAAUCCGUUAUUUAAGGAUUUUAAAUCCACUUCAGUGUGUCUUGACUCUAUAUUUUUAUGCACAAUAAUUUGCAUAUAAAUGUUAUUUAAAUCUGCUGAGACUGAAGAUGACACAUUACAAAAAUAGAAGAAAGUUGUCGUCCUGCACUAUAAUGAUCUGUAUACUGA
Molecule: messenger RNA, 1578 nt
Organism: Carassius auratus (goldfish)
Lineage: Eukaryota; Metazoa; Chordata; Actinopteri; Cypriniformes; Cyprinidae
Gene: slc35f2
Product: solute carrier family 35 member F2
Exons: 9
Coding region: 148-1329 (393 amino acids)
Biological process (GO): transmembrane transport
Cellular component (GO): membrane
Molecular function (GO): transmembrane transporter activity
Source: RefSeq, a predicted model, not a curated record